Lontra canadensis (Northern American river otter) is the source of this 1241-nucleotide messenger RNA. RefSeq names its product UBA domain containing 2 (gene UBAC2). The record is from RefSeq and is a predicted model, not a curated record. The transcript has 9 exons. NCBI's taxonomy places the organism in Eukaryota, Metazoa, Chordata, Mammalia, Carnivora, Mustelidae. The coding region runs from base 131 to 1165 and encodes 344 amino acids. Gene Ontology annotation, molecular function: serine-type endopeptidase activity; protein binding.
GCCCCUGGAGUGGAAUCCAGUUGCCGGAUUCGCCGCCACGCCGGGAGUGCGCCUGCGCGGUCGCGGGGUCCCUCCACCUCCACUUCCCCUCCCCCUGUCCCCCCACGGGGGCUCCGGGUCCGGCGGGACCAUGUUCACCAGCACCGGCUCCAGUGGGCUUUAUAAGGCACCUCUGUCCAAGGGUCUUCUGCUGGUGCCCAGUGCCCUGUCCCUUUUGCUAGCCCUCCUCCUGCCGCACUGCCAGAGGUUCUUCGUGUAUGACCUCCAAGCUGUCAAGGAUGACUUCCAGAUUUGGAGGUUGAUAUGUGGAAGAAUAAUUUGCCUUGAUUUGAAAGAUACUUUCUGCAGUAGUCUGCUUAUUUAUAAUUUUAGGAUAUUUGAAAGAAGAUAUGGAAGCAGAAAAUUUGCAUCCUUUUUGCUGGGUUCCUGGGUUUUGUCGGUUUUGGUUGACUUCAUUCUCGUUGAGGCCGUGUGGUAUUUCUUUGGUAUUGCUGCAGCCGGGAAUCUGCCUUCUGGAUUCCUGGCACCUGUCUUUGCUCUGUUUAUACCAUUUUACUGCUCCAUACCAAGAAUCCAAGUCGCACAAAUUUUGGGCCCGUUGUCCAUCACAAACAAGACAUUGAUUUACAUAUUGGGACUACAGCUUUUCACCUCUGGUUCCUACAUCUGGAUUGUAGCCAUAAGUGGACUUGCAUCGGGCCUCUGCUACCACAGCAAAGUAUUCCGGCUCCACCAGGCGCUCUGCAUUCCCAUAUGGAUGGCAAAGUUCUUUUCUUGGACGCUGGAGCCCAUCUUCUCAUCUCCAGAACCCGCCACCGAAGCCCGGAUUGGGAUGGGGGCCACCGUCGACAUCCAGAGACAGCAGAGGAUGGAGCGGCUUGACCGGCAGCUGACGCUCUCUCAGUUUGCACAAGUGAGACGACAGAGACAGCAGGGAGGAAUGAUCAACUGGAAUCGUCUCUUCCCUCCCUUACGUCAGCGACGGAAUAUAAACUAUCAGGACGGUCGGCGGUCUGAGCAGCAAGCAUCUCCUCCUCUCGAGGUUUCUGAGGAACAGGUUGCCCGGCUCAUGGAGAUGGGAUUUUCCCGGGGUGAUGCUCUAGAAGCCCUGAGAGCUUCGAACAAUGACCUGAAUGUGGCCACCAACUUCCUGCUGCAGCAUUGAGGGUCCUGGACAGCUGCACAGACACUGGCCGAGCGGCUGCCCACCCCCAGCGGGCGCAGCCCCGACUCCAAGGCAG